AAAUUGAUUGGUUAGAAUACAUCACAUGCAAUUCAAAGUCUUUCUUAUUGGUUGAGGACUUGAGGUUGUCUUAGAAUUCCUUUCCAUUUCAACUCUUUUCUCGUCUCAAUAAUCACAAUUCACAAUAUCAUUUUUCAAGUACUCUAUAUAAAAAGCACAAAUCUCAAACAACUUAUAAAAUAAAAAAUUAAAAAUAAAAAUGUACUUAUAAUUAAUCCUUGUAAGAAUUCAUUUCUUCUUCGAUUUUCUCUCUCAACGAUCCAAUUCAUAUUGGAUUUCUGUAUCCUUAAAUUUUUCCCAAUUCAAUUCAAUUUCAAUUUCAAUUUCAAUUUCAUCCAUAAACCCUAAAUUUGAACUUCGAAAAUCAAUCAACAAUGGCGUGUAUAAAGAGCGUGAACAGAUCGGCCUCGGUAGCGAUGUCACCGGAUUCACCAUACUUUGCUGCAGGAACAAUGGCGGGUGCUGUCGAUCUAUCAUUUAGUACAUCGGCAGAACUUGAGAUUUACAAGCUUGAUUUUCAGUCGGAUGAUCAAGAAAUUCCUUUGAUUGCUCAAUGUACUAGCUCCGAAAGGUUUAAUCGUCUUUCUUGGGGGAAAAAUGGAUCCGAUACGGAUGAGUUUUCCAUGGGAUUGAUUGCUGGUGGUCUUAUUGAUGGCACUAUUGGUCUUUGGAAUCCUUUGCCUUUGAUUCGUUCUGAGACAGAUGGUAAUGCAUUUGUUAAACAACUGGCACAACAUAAAGGGCCUGUUCGUGGUUUGGAAUUUAAUCCCUUAACACCACACUUGCUUGCUUCCGGAGCUGAUGAUGGAGAAAUACGCAUAUGGGAUAUGAAAUCUCUAGCAGAGUCUACCAAUUUCCUUCAUCUUCGGGGUAAUGGUGCAGCUACUCAAGGUGAAAUCUCAUACUUAUCUUGGAAUAGGAAAGUCCAACAUGUUUUUGCUUCCACCUCAUACAAUGGUUUGACUGUUGUUUGGGAUUUGAGGAAGCAGAAGUCAGUUAUCAGCUUUUAUUCAGAUUCAAACAGAAGGCGUUGCUCUGUUUUGCAGUGGCAUCCUGAUGUGGCAACUCAGCUUGUUGUUGCAUCAGAUGAUGAUAGUUCACCUUCUCUGAAGCUGUGGGAUAUGCGUAAUACUAUGUCACCUGUGAGGGAGUUUGCAGGACACUCAAAAGGUGUAAUAUCAAUGGCCUGGUGCCCCAGUGAGAGCUCCUACUUACUUACUUGUGCUAAAGAUAACCGUACAAUUUGCUGGGAUAUCAGUUCUGGAGAGAUGGUUUGUGAAUUGCCUGCUGGAACUAAUUGGAACUUUGAUGUACACUGGUACCCAAAGAUACCCGGGGUUAUUUCUGCGUCUUCAUUUGAUGGGAAAAUUGGCUUUUACAAUAUGGAGGCUUGCAAUCGUUACGGGAUUGCAGAAACUGAUUUUGCUGCAGCACCUUUGAAGGCUCCAAAAUGGUAUAAUCGACCAGUGGGUGUUUCUUUUGGUUUUGGCGGAAAGCUUGUUUCAUUUCACUCUAAGGCAGCCUCUGCUGGUGCUUCAGGUGGAACCUCAGAGGUCUAUGUCCAUAACGUGGUAACAGAAGAUAGUUUGGUGAGUCGUUCAUCUGAAUUUAAAGCUGCCAUCCAAAAUGGAGAAAGAUCCUCUCUUAGAGUUCUAUGUGAUAGGAAAUCACAAGAAUCUGUGUCUGAAGAUGAUAUAGAAACUUGGGGCUUCUUGAAAGUUAUGUUUGAAGAUGAGGGAACAGCGAGGUCAAAGCUUUUAGCGCAUUUAGGUUUCAGUGUGCCAGAAGAAGUGAAAGAGAGUGUUCAAGAUGAUUUAUCGCAGCAAGUCAAUGCCUUUGGGCUUGAAGACCAUGAAGCAGAGAAGCCAGCCUCUGUUUCUGUGCAGGAAACUACUCCCAAGUUUUUUGACAAUGGAGAAGACUUUUUUAACAACCUUCCUAGCCCUAAAGCUGAAACUCCUGUAUCAAGUGCAAGCAACAACUUUGUUGGAGAAGCUGCUCCUACUGAGGAGCCGAGACAACCAGACGCCGAUAUUCUAGAGGAGAGUUCUGAUCCAGAAUUUGACGAUGCCGUUCAGCGUGCCUUGGUAGUUGGGAACUACAAAGAGGCGGUUACCUUAUGCAUAUCUGCAAAUAAAAUGGCUGAUGCUCUGGUGAUUGCUCAUGUUGGUGGUGCUUCAUUAUGGGAAAAAACACGUGAUCAGUAUCUGAAGACAAGUCGCUUGCCUUAUCUCCAGGUUGUUUCUGCAAUGGUGAAUCAUGACCUCAUGAGCCUUGUGAACACAAGACCUCUCAAGUCAUGGAAGGAGACUUUAGCUCUUCUUUGCACUUUUGCACAAGGAGAAGAGUGGACUUUGCUUUGUGAUGAGCUUGCCUCCAAACUCUUGGUUGCUGGUAACACGUUGGCUGCUACUCUUUGUUACAUCUGUGCUGGGAAUAUUGAUAAAACUGUGGAGAUAUGGUCACAAUGCCUAUCAGCAAAGGCCGAGGGAAAACCAUAUGUUGAUCGUCUACAAGAUUUAAUGGAAAAGACAAUAGUUUUUGCCUUAGCCACUGGACAGAAGCGGUUUAGUUCAUUCUUGUGCAAGCUAGUUGAAAAAUAUGCUGAAAUUUUGGCCAGUCAAGGGCAGUUGUCCACAGCAAUGGAAUUUCUGAAGUUUUUGGGGGAGGAUAUAUCUCCUGAGCUUGUCAUCCUAAGAGAGCGCAUUACAGUUUCUUCACAGCCUGAGAAAGAAGCUGAACAACCAACUCCUUUUGAGACUUUGCAAACACCAUCAGUAUCUCUGUAUGGUGCAGAUUCUGGCAGUUAUGGUGAUGGUUCUCAAUCGUAUUACCCAGGUACUGGAACUAGUCAUGUCCAGCCAACUCCUAGCUCUGGUCAUUAUGGUGGAAAUUAUGCACAGCCCCAUUCUUAUGACGGAGGAUAUGCAGCUCCCACACCUUAUCAGCCAACGCCACCUGCUGCCCAGAUGUUUGUUCCACCUCAACCACAACAGGUUCCCCAGCAGAGCUUCACUCCUCCAGCAGUCAGUUCUCAACCUCCUCCGAGGACAUUUGUCCCAGCUUCUGCUCCAGUUUUGAGAAAUGCUGAGCAAUAUCAACCACCUACAUUGGGUUCGCAGCUUUAUCCUGGACCUACGAACCCGGGUUUCCAACCUGGGCCACCUGGACCUGGUUCACUUGGCUCUAUACCGCCUCAAGCAGCAGGUACCCCUCAAAGGAUGCCCCAAGUUAUGGCUCCUACACCAACCCCAAGGGGUUUUAUGCCAGUGAACAAUAUUGGUGCUGUUGCUCAAAGACCUGGGAUGGUUUCUAUGCAACCAUCAAGUCCAACUCAACCUGCACCAGUGCAGCCUGCUGUUGUACCUCAAGCUCCCCCACCAACUGUGCAAACUGCUGAUACUUCAAGCGUGCCCGCACACCUGAAGCCUGUUGUAGCAACAUUGACAAGAUUAUACAAUGAGACUUCAGAAGCGCUUGGAGGAGCUCGUGCAAACGCUGCCAAGAAGAAAGAAAUAGAAGAUAAUUCGAGGAAGUUAGGAGCUUUGUUCAAAAACCUAAACACUGGAGACAUAUCUAAGAAUGCUGCUGAUAAGCUCAUUCAACUCUGUCAAGCAUUAGAUAAUGGUGACUAUAGCACUGCUUUACAGAUCCAGGUACUCCUCACUACAAGUGAAUGGGAUGAGUGCGGCUCCUGGCUAUCAAAUCUGAAGAGAAUGAUUAAAUUGAGGCAGAAUGUUAGGUUGUGAGUUUUAUACAGCAGUAUGAGAACAUCGUCUUUGUUUGAUAUUUACAUUGUCGGACUGUGAUUCCCCAUCCAUGUACACAAGACCUCGUACUCCAUAUAUUCGGGAUAUGAGAGCUCUUUUUCCGUCUUUUACAAUUCGAUAGGUCUUAAACUGAGCCUUUUGACUGUUAUUUCAGUGUGUUUAUUUUGUCUGAGGCAGGUAGAAAAGUAGAUAUCAGGUCUUCAGUACACUUGUUCAGAUUGUUUUGCCUCUCAAAACAUUUUGUAGUAUUAGAUUCAAUUACAUCAAAAUAUUGUAUUACUCAUUUUCUU
Molecule: messenger RNA, 4060 nt
Organism: Amaranthus tricolor (Joseph's coat)
Lineage: Eukaryota; Viridiplantae; Streptophyta; Magnoliopsida; Caryophyllales; Amaranthaceae
Product: protein transport protein SEC31 homolog B
Exons: 22
Coding region: 375-3749 (1124 amino acids)
Biological process (GO): intracellular protein transport; endoplasmic reticulum organization; endoplasmic reticulum to Golgi vesicle-mediated transport
Cellular component (GO): endoplasmic reticulum exit site; COPII vesicle coat
Molecular function (GO): structural molecule activity; protein binding
Source: RefSeq, a predicted model, not a curated record